AUCGUAAUACCUCUAACGUCCACCUGUUACCAUCUCUAACAACGCAAUAAACUGCCACCUCUAGUAACGUAAGCAACUCGCAUACGUUUCGUGCAACAAGUUUAUUUUAUUUUCAUAAACAAAGUUUGUUCAAUGUAAAAAAUCCUCGUUAAGGUGAUGUUAUUCCAUAUAAAUUGCGUUUCCCGGUGAUUGUGAGUUAGUGAGCAGCUGCAGAGCAGCGUAAUUAACCCAGAUCUAAGUAAAUCAGUGCAAUUGGAGCAGCUUGAAAGGCAAACGCCAACAUAUCGAGUUCGAGAAUUGAGUUGACCCAUUCCGCGGCCAUGCAAAUCGAUGCAAUUGAGGCCUGAAUAUGCUGCUUAGUGAGACCCACUUUUGGACGACGCUGCGGGAGGAGGUGCGGAUCAAGAGCCAGGAUCUGGGUGCCUUUCGCUACCUUCGCCAAAGAGACAAGGAUCAGGAGCAACAGGAUGUUAGUUUCCUUGCCAAACGGGAUUACACAGAACGUCGCAAUGGAUUGGCCGUCCUAAAGAACUCCAAUCGCAAGUCUACUGGUCGAUUAAAGGACAAUCUCAAGAAACUGGAGGAUCUACUGCGUCAGCACAGGAUCAUCCAUUCCGAGUGGCAAGAUGCUGCGCAGGUUCUUAUCCUGUUCUCCCAUGGGUUGAUUGCCCAUAUAUGUGUUGACAUCUACACGGGAGACAUCCUGCGCAUGGUGUUCGAGAAGUAUUUGGUUGGCAAACUUGCAUCCGAGGUUAUUACAGAUGCUUUUUUCACCCGUUCCCACAUCGUCUUGGCCUACAAUACCAACCAACUGACGGUGGUUCAUCUACAGAGGCCAAAUGCCCGAUCCCAGGGGCCCGAGAAGAUCGCCAACAUGGAUCCGCGUAUCUUCCACGUGAUCAUACCGGGCGCCACAGAACGAAAACUAUCCCGCCACCUUACAGUCAAUGGCAGCUACGAUCUGUUUGUAGUUUGGACGCAGUCCUCGCAAAACGAAGUGUACCCCUGGAGGCCAACGAUAAGGGAUCAGGACCGAGCCAACAUACAUGUGUUCAAGAUUAAGGGUUUGCAGCUGGAAUCGAUAGCCUAUUGCUGGUCGGAAAAUGACCCUUUGUGCGUGGACUUUCUCCGAAGCAGCGAGAGCCAGAUUAUUACCUUGGAGCAGAAGGUUUCCCGCAAGGGUGAUAUAAGCGCAGAGAUUUGCUCUUAUGAGCUGGCUGCCGGCAAAAUGCAGCGCACCGCUAUUACCUCUAUUCCAAUGGGCGCCCAGAUCUGCUCCUUUGCCUUUAGCCCCGAUCAGGAGAAGCUUUUUCUGGGUAGUAUCGAUCGAAAUAUUUGUCUGCACGAUCUGGUUCAGCAGUCCACUAAAUACGCCAACCAGAUUGAAAUUGUCCCAAACCAGUGUGCCUGGCACUGCGAUUCCGCUAUGCUGUGCGUGGCCAAUGAGCGAUCUGUGCUGCAGUGCUUCGAUCUGGCUUUGGCCACCAUUGGUCAUCAACUUGUCAGUGAGAGUGUGACUCCCUCGAGUUUAUUGGAUUUAUCGCAUUACUUUGUGGCUCAGCCAACGCUACUGAGUGUGGCCUUCAGCCGGAAGCCUGAUUUAGCCACUUUUAAACAUACCUACGCGCAGACGGACUGUUUAUUGUUGCUCAUUUAUGAUCAAGGACCUCUGGCGUGCAUGCGCAUUUUUGGCGGCACUGGAAUGCGUGGCGAUAUCCACAACUCAGGCCUCACUGCGGAUGUAAUAGCGGACAAGUAUCUGCGACUGCAGCAGCCCGAUAGAGCGGUGAAUGUUCUGGCUGCACUCAACUGGGAAACCUAUGGAGCCAUGUGCCUCAUCACGUUGCAUAAGAUAGCCAACUAUGUGUUUUUUGGCGGAGAUCAGCGACGACCACGCAUCGAGCUGAUGGCCAGAGCUCUAAAGACAUUCGCUAACACUCUGUCCGAGGAAACGAAGGAUGAGUUUAGCGAUCAGGUGUACGAUCUGAAGCGACGCUUUUGUUUCUUUCUGCUUCGUAAAAACCUAUUCGCCGAGGCCUUUGAAAUUGCUCAGGAUGUGGCCGACUAUGAUAUCUUCAUGGAUCUUUAUAACCUAACCAAGUGCAUAUCUAGCCUGAGCGAAUUCGCACAGGUGGCCUUCAGUCAGGCAGCUGCCAUAAUUCAUGAGGAAGAUCGUGCCAAUGGCAAUCUAAGCCUGACCUGCGAUCUGCGAUCGGAGUCAGCUUGCUCACUGUCCACCUGCUCAGAUUUAUUGCGGGGUCAGGGAGCGCCAACAGGACCUACCACAGGCUUAGGUCCUGGACCGACUCCAAGUCAACAGGUCCUAAAGAACUACGUGCCACCGCUGCCAUCGUUUAAGUCGAAGGUUUUCAAUGCAGAGAUGAUUAAAAUUAAUAUUCCCAAGCCGGAAUUAAGACCGCCACUACCAAAAGUUUCCAUAGCACCACCAAACACAUCUCUGGCAAGUCUAUCCCUAAAGAGCAACAGUCUCCAGCAGUCGCCUUUAAAGAAUUUAAAUACAAAUGGAAAUGUGUGGUCGCAAGAUGUGCCAGAUCAGACGGUGGGUCUGCCCAUGACCAGCAGUCCGCCUCCUCGUCUUCCGCCUCCAACAAAUGUUGUGGAUCAAAAUACUCAGCUUGGUCAAUUUAAUACGAUCACAGCAUCGCCUCCAUCAGCAACAGCCUACCAGCCCAAGUUUUUCCAGCAUCCUCUUGUCUCAGGCAACAUACCUGCAAUGCUGUCUUCUGUGCCUAGCGACGAUUACCAGAAGCGCCUGUUGCUCAAGAAACCCACUGCAUCCAUAUUGUCCAAUCCGGCAAAUCCAGCUGCUACGAAUGGAGAAGCAGCCACGCCGACUGCCAAGUCACAAACGGCCGAAAAGAACAAAGUCAAAUUCUCCGAUACAAUACAAGUGGCUGUGGUUCCGGAGAUUCCGCGCAAGGAAAAACCGAUGCCGCCUAAGAGAAAUGGUUACUCCAGACCAGCUGCGCGACAUUUAACCAAUCCUAAGAAGGAACUGGCCGACAGCCUGCCACUUUGUCAUCCUAACGAUGAGUAUCUAAAGGAUUUUAAUCCCAUCACAACCAAUGUUACCAAACCACCAAUUCGACGGAGAGAGGAGGAACCCAAGCAAAGCAGCAGCAAAGGCAACUCUUCCUCGUCAUCUUCCAUCAAAGUGGUUCACUUCGGUGUGGUCUAAUAAUUCAUAGUGCAAUUCCUAAGUUUAUACCAUUUUGGUUAAGAGCUGCGUCUUCCAAUCGUUUGUAACUAUUGCCGUCCCAGUUAGUGCAAAGCUUUAAAUAGGAAAGUUUUUAUUUAUAGGUUCUCUCUACACUUUACACACAGGUUACUCAUUAAAGCUUAGCAUUAAAUGUUUGC
This is a messenger RNA of Drosophila eugracilis, 3378 nucleotides long. It is a transcript of the gene frtz, whose product is annotated as WD repeat-containing and planar cell polarity effector protein fritz. NCBI's taxonomy places the organism in Eukaryota, Metazoa, Arthropoda, Insecta, Diptera, Drosophilidae. Gene Ontology annotation, molecular function: protein binding. Gene Ontology annotation, biological process: cilium organization; nervous system development; establishment of protein localization. Gene Ontology annotation, cellular component: axonemal basal plate. The record is from RefSeq and is a predicted model, not a curated record.